AUGACAACCAAAAGGCGCAACCUCACCGACGACGAGCGCGAGGCCAUCCUUCGCGAAGUCUUGCUUCACAGCAACGGCAGCUACAUGGCCCGACUACCGAGAGGAUCCAGUCAGGUGCAGGUGGACAAGUACAAUUGCCACAUGUCUACGAUUCGCCUGGUCCUUGCGGUCGCCAAGCGACAGGGUCAAUCACUGUGA
This is a messenger RNA of Aphanomyces astaci, 198 nucleotides long. RefSeq lists its product as hypothetical. The transcript has a single exon. NCBI's taxonomy places the organism in Eukaryota, Oomycota, Saprolegniomycetes, Saprolegniales, Verrucalvaceae. The coding region runs from base 1 to 198 and encodes 65 amino acids. The record is from RefSeq and is a predicted model, not a curated record.